AUGGGCGCGGAGGCAGGGCAUCCGCAGCAGCAGCCUCCCUCCUCCCUCCGUCCCGGCAGGGAGGUUGCGGCGGCGGCGGCGCCGCCGCCCGCGGUGCUGGGGCUGCAGCUCUCGGCGCUGAUCGACCACGUCGCGCGCGUCGACUGGUCCCUCCUCGACCGCGUCCCUGGCGACCGCGGCGGCUCGCAGCAGGUGUCCAUUGAGGAGCUGAAUCAUAUUCUUGAUGAAGUGAAUGCCCACAUCCUUCCUUCCCGCAAUGAUCUCACUCCAAUAACUACAAUAGCUGGUGGAAGUGUUGCCAACACAAUCCGUGGGCUCUCAGCUGGUUUUGGCAUAUCAACUGGAAUAAUUGGAGCUUGUGGAGAUGACAACCAGGGCCUUUUGUUUUUCAACAAUAUGAGCUUUAGUGGUGUAGAUCUCACAAGAUUAAGGGCCAAAAAAGGGCACACUGCUCAGUGUGUGUGCUUGGUCGAUGCAAGUGGCAAUCGCACCAUGCGGCCAUGCCUAUCUACCGCAGUCAAGAUACAGGCCAAUGAAUUUAGAAAGGAGGAUUUCAAAGGCUCCAAGUGGCUUAUUGUGAGAUAUGCGCAACAGAACAUGGAACAAAUUAUUGAAGCUAUUAGGAUUGCGAAACAGGAAGGCCUUUCAGUAUCAUUAGAUUUGGCCAGUUUUGAGAUGGUUCGCGACUCUAGGUCUAAACUCAUUAACCUUUUGGAGACUGGUAACAUUGACCUUUGCUUCGCCAAUGAGGAUGAAGCUAGAGAGGGGCUGUGUCUGGGGAAUCAGAUCCAGAGGAGGCACUUGUAUUCUUGGGCAAGUCAGUAUUGCAAAUGGGCUGUGGUGACACUUUUGCUUUUAUUUGGCAAAGGGAUGCAUGGACUGGCAAAACGUUCGGCAAAACAGGUCGUUCAAGUGCCGGCAAUCGGGGAGAGCAACGCGGUGGACACAACUGGAGCGGGCGACCUGUUCGCGAGCGGCUUCCUGUACGGGCUGGUGAUGGGGCUGCCGCUGGAGGAGUGCUGCAAGGUUGGGGCGUGCAGCGGCGGGUCGGUGACGCGGGCGCUCGGCGGGGAGGUGCGGCCGGAGAACUGGCAGUGGAUGUACAAGCAGAUGCACGCCAGGGGCCUGCUGCUCCCCGAGCUCAAGAACUGA
Messenger RNA from Miscanthus lutarioriparius, 1152 nucleotides. Lineage: Eukaryota; Viridiplantae; Streptophyta; Magnoliopsida; Poales; Poaceae. The record is from the annotation of a GenBank genome assembly.